CUUCAGGACGUUUGUGGUCGUCCAGUCUGGUGUCAUAACAUCAAACUGCACAACAUUAUUAUUUCUAAGGCUAAGUCAUUUAGCGUUAACGUCAGUCAGAGAAAUGAAGUGCAUGAAACAAAUCUUUUCUAAAAGACCUCGCAUAAAAGUCGGGCGGCUGGUCGGUGCAGCUCUCGCCUCCUGCAGAUGUUUCCAUGCUGAGCUAGUGAGACGUGAAUCCUGCGGACUUCCAAUAGUUCAUCACAGCAACUAUGUGUGCCAACUCCCACCCAAUCACAGGUUCCCUAUGGGCAAGUUCCCCCGGGUUUUACAUUUUUUAAUCAAAGAUCAAGUCAUUACAGAGAAACAGGUGUGGGUCCCUGAAAUUGCCUCUAAAGAUUUACUCAGAUGCGUGCACACUGAUGAAUACUUGAACAACUUCAUAAAUGGGAAAAUAAACGAGCAAGAACAAAGGAGGACAGGUUUCCCCUGGAGUGAAGGCAUAGUGAGACGCUGUCGAUAUGAAACUGGUGGGACCGUUCUAGCUGCUGAAGUAGCUCUGCAGAGGGGUCUGGCCUGCAGCACAGCAGGAGGAACCCACCAUGCUUUUCCAAGCUAUGGUUCAGGAUUUUGUCUUCUCAAUGACUUAGCAAUUGCAGCCAAAUACCUGAUGGGCACCUCCUCGCUCAAAAGGAAGGUUCUGAUUGUGGAUCUAGAUGUGCAUCAGGGCGACGGCACUGCUUUCAUUUUUAAAGAGGAGCCGUGCGUGUUUACAUUCUCUGUGCACUGUGAGAAAAACUUCCCCCUCCGUAAACAACAGAGCGACCUAGAUAUCAGCGUGGAGGAUGGGCUGGAAGACAAGGAGUUCCUCUCCACAGUGGAGGCCCACCUUCCCUGGCUGCUGGAGACUUUUCGCCCAGAUCUGGUUCUGUAUGACGCAGGUGUCGACCCUCAUUGGGAAGAUGAACUCGGGAAGCUCCGUCUGACUGACGAAGGGCUGUAUCAGAGAGAUCUGUACGUGAUAAAGACUGUGGUGAGCAGAGGUGUUCCUGUCGCUGCUGUUAUUGGAGGAGGGUACUCGAGAGACAUCGACAAACUAGCCCUCAGACACUCCAUCGUCCACAGAGCAGCAACUCAGGUUUGGAGGGAGUGUGGAAUGUAAAACCUUUAUACCCUAAAUCAAGAGGAUACUCAGAGCUCGAAAUAUCUUCAAUAUUAAUAUUUGGGAAUAAAAAAAGACAGGAUUUUUGCAGCUAACCAACAUGCUGAAUGUGAUAAACGAAUAUCAGUAUGUGGUAUGUUGUGACUUUAGGUGUUCAACUUGUUGUUUAUCUCAUCAAAAUACUGUAUCUUAUAUAGAAGCAACUGUCUGUGUAACUA
Molecule: messenger RNA, 1359 nt
Organism: Micropterus dolomieu (smallmouth bass)
Lineage: Eukaryota; Metazoa; Chordata; Actinopteri; Centrarchiformes; Centrarchidae
Gene: hdac12
Product: histone deacetylase 12
Exons: 8
Coding region: 104-1141 (345 amino acids)
Molecular function (GO): histone deacetylase activity
Source: RefSeq, a predicted model, not a curated record